Molecule: messenger RNA, 2932 nt
Organism: Peromyscus maniculatus bairdii (prairie deer mouse)
Lineage: Eukaryota; Metazoa; Chordata; Mammalia; Rodentia; Cricetidae
Gene: S1pr4
Product: sphingosine-1-phosphate receptor 4
Biological process (GO): G protein-coupled receptor signaling pathway
Cellular component (GO): membrane
Molecular function (GO): sphingosine-1-phosphate receptor activity
Source: RefSeq, a predicted model, not a curated record
GAUCGGGGCUCAGCCCUUGUGAUUGACACCUGUGAUUGACACCCAGGCUGGGUCCCGCCCCUCCGCAGUCGCCGGCCCCGGGCCCCUCCCAAGUGGUCCCCGGCGUUGGUGACCCGGGCCGAGGGGUGCCCGAAGCGAGGUCCCCGCCCUGCCCUUCCCGGGAACCCCGAGGACACCCGACCCCCACCCCCUUCACAGCCACCCCGCGCCCCUGCUGGAGACCCCGUUCCCCGCCCCUCCCCAUUCCGGGACGCGGCCGCCCCCUGCCCGGGUCCCUGACUUAAACAACCGGAUACGCACAGCCUCCCGCCGGCCUCGCUUUGCCCUCCUAGCAAAGCUGAGUGCAAAAUGGUCCUGAGCCGGCCCUGCCCGGGCGUGACAGGAGUUCCUGCACAUUGAUUAGGCGCCUACUGUGUUUGGGUGACAUUUAUUAAGCACUUGGUGUGUGUGAAGGGUGACAGACGUUUAUUAAGCGUCCCUGGUACAGGAAACAAAAUGUCGUCAAGCUCCUGGUGUGUGUGGAUGACUAUUUUUACCCCGCUGGGUGACAUUAAUUAAGCACCGACUCUGUACGGGUGGCACAAUUCAUUAUUAUUAGUAGUAUAUAAUUUUAUUUAUUUAUUUUUUAACACAGGGGCUCUCUAAUAUGUAGCCCUGGCUGGCCUGGAACUCGCAGAGAUCCGCCUGCCUCUGCCUCCCGAGUGCUGGGCUGAAAGGCGUGCGCUGUUACACAUUUAUUGAGCACCUCUGUGUACACACAUCAAACACUGAUUAAGCACCUGCUGUGUACGGUCACUGAACAUUAAGCACCAGUGAGUGACUCAGGGGAUAAGGGUGAUUGUGGCCAAGCCCUGGCAACCAGAAUUCGGUUCUGGGGCCCACAUGGUGGCAGGAGAGAACCCGCUCCUGUAAAUUGCCCUCUGACCUCUGCCCGUGGUGUGACACAUGCACACCCUACACACCAUAAAUAAAUAAACACAACAAGACUUUUUAAAAAACAUUAUGGAGCCCCUUCUGGGCCUGGGUGGCCCUCCCUCGGUGGGUUUGGGUGACAUCACCCGCUGCAUACAAGUGAAAACACUUUAAGAUGGACCUUCGGUGUGUGGGCGGCAAACAUUUAUUAAGCGCCUGCUGCAUGUAAGCACGCUGGGAACAGUUGGUUCUUGGGACUGGGCAGGUGCCAGGCGGUGCCCAUUGUCCUCGGGACGGGGGAAGAGGACACUGGGCAGGGGUGAGAGCGCGGGAGGGCUCCUCCCGGCCCCCCUCAACCGUCGCUCAGGGUGCCCCUCCCUGCCCCGGCCUCGCCCCCACCCACAGGGGGCACCUUGAGCAUAACAGGAAAUUUCAAACAACAGGAAACCCAGGCCGGGCUGCGACUCCACCCUGCUGGGGGCCUCUGUCAGUCUGUCCCCGCGGGAGGCCAUGAACAUCAGCACCUGGUCCUGUCACCGGCUGGCGGCCAGCGGUCACAGCCACCUCAUUGUCCUGCACUACAACCACAGCGGGCGGCUGGCCGGCCGCGGGGGCCCCGAGGACGGCGGCGGGCUGGGGACGCUGCGGGGGCCGUCGGUGGCGGCCGGCUGCCUGGUGGUGCUGGAGAACGCGGUGGUGCUGGCCGCCAUCGCCACCCGCAUGCGCUCGCGCCGCUGGGUCUACUACUGCCUGCUGAACAUCACGCUGAGCGACCUGCUCACCGGCCUGGCCUACAUGGUCAACGUGCUGCUGUCGGGGGCGCGCACCUUCCAGCUGGCCCCCGCGCACUGGUUCCUGCGGGAGGGCUUGCUCUUCAUGGCCCUGGCCGCGUCCACCUUCAGCCUGCUCUUCACGGCCGGCGAGCGCUUCGCCACCAUGGUGCGGGUGGCCGAGAGCGGGGCCACCAAGACCAGCCGCGUGUACGGCUGCAUCGGGCUGUGCUGGCUGCUGGCGGCCACGCUGGGGCUGCUGCCCCUCCUGGGCUGGAACUGCGUGUGCGCCUUCCCGCGGUGCUCCAGCCUGCUGCCCCUCUACUCCAAGGGCUACGUGCUCUUCUGCGUGGUGGUCUUCGCCCUCAUCCUGGUGGCCAUCCUGGGCCUCUAUGGGGCCAUCUUUAGGGUGGUCCGGGCCAACGGGCAGAAGUCCCCGCGGCCUCCGGCCCGCCGCAAGGCCCGCCGGCUGCUCAACACUGUGCUGAUGAUUUUGGUGGCCUUUGUGGUGUGCUGGGGCCCCCUGUUUGGCCUGCUCCUGGCCGACAUCUUCGGUUCCAACGUCUGGGCCCAGGAGUACCUCCGUGGCAUGGACUGGAUCCUGGCCCUGGCCGUGCUCAAUUCUGCCAUCAACCCGCUCAUCUACUCCUUCCGCAGCCGCGAGGUUCAGCGCGCAGUGCUGGCCUUCCUCUGCUGCGGCUGUCUUCGGUUAGGCCUGCGGGGUCCUGGUGACUGCCUGACCCGGAUCACCGAGGCCCACUCCGGUGCGUCCACCACCGACAGCUCGCUAAGGACGAGAGACAGUUUUCGGGCUUCCCGAUCGCUCAGCUUCAAGAUGCGAGAGCCGCUGUCCAGCAUUUCCAGUGUCCGGAGCGUCUAGAGCUUGGACGGUCCAGCUGCCAGGGUGAACCUGGAGACCCUCCCGGGAGAGGUGAGAAGGGACUGGACACACGAUCCUGGCCACGCCAGCAGGUCCCAGGGGCUGUUCACAGAGCCUCCCCACGCUGAAUGUCUGGCAGAGCAGAGAGUGGCCAGAACCAGAUCCUGAGGGUCUGGGCCUCACCUGCACCAGGACGUGAAGGGGACACACCACGCCUGAGUUCACCAACAGGACAGCGCACUGGGGUUCACGUGUGUGUGAGUGUGUGUGUGUGAGUGUGUGUGAGUGUGUGAGUGUGUGUGUGAGUGUGUGUGUGUCUGUGUGUGUGUGAGUGUGUGUGUCUGUGUGUGUGUGUGUGAGUGUGUGUGUG